CUCGCUCUCGUACUGCCCGACUUUUCUCCGGCACGACCAGAAGAACACAAGAGACUCGUUUGUUGCUUGUCUUUUCCUCUCUAAGUCGUCCUUGGAUUACCUUCUUCCCUCGUCGCCCUCUCCAUCUCUCUCUCUCUCUCUCUCUCUCUCUCUCUCUCUCUUCCCCUGUCGCUGCAUCUUCACUGCAACGCCAAAGAUGGAGAGUCAAGAUCAAAGGAAGGAUCACUCUUCCUCAGGGCAUGAGAGCCAUAGCGUGCAUUUGUGUCACAAAUGUGGAUGGCCGUUUCCAAACCCUCACCCGAGUGCUAGACACAGGCGCGCUCACAGGCGGGUCUGUGGAAAGCUUGAUGGGUAUAAGCUGGCUGGUUCUGAUGAGAACCCCCAUUUGAAUGUUUCGGACGAUGAGCGUUCUGAUGACGAUAACAAAACCCCAAGCCCAAAGGUUGAAGAGGGAAGUCAAGUUGAACUGGGUAAAAGUGCAACCGCUGAAAGAUCAAUCUCCGUGGAGGAGGAAGUGUUUUCAGAUGCAGUGACGAACUUUCCAGAUGGUGGAUUGAGUACACAGAGUGAAGGUCUUUUGCAUGGUGUUGAGUCAGUUUGCAUUGCCAGAAAGAUAUCUGACAAUGAUCCUACUGUGGAAGUUUCUGGUGAAAGUGCAACUACAGAAGUUGUUCCACAAGAUUCCCAUUUGGCGGGCAGUAGCACCAAGGAAAAAGUUGCACCUUCUGUGGUCACGAAUGAGAAGCUAAGCAGUGAAAAUAACAUUCAAGAUCUGUUUACUAGUCCUGCCAUAUCUGAGCAGGAGCAGCCUGCUGAGAAAUUCUCUAACUUGCUGAAUGAUAAACAAAAUGAAACUGUACCUGAUUCCUCACUUCUACAAUCUGAAGCUCCUGUGGAGUCAUUGGCCGAAGUUACAGCAACGACUGAUAGGGAGACGGUAAAAGCAUUUUCCGAAGACAAUAUUUCACAAGAGACUGAUGUUAAGUUAGAUAAGGGAAUGGCAGGCUCUCAUGUACCAUGUAAUGAUGAGAAAGAAAUAUCUGGUGUAAUACCAAGUGAUGGAGGCUUUCAAUUGGGGAAGUCCGGUGACAUUUUGUUCUCUGAGGUAUCUCCGAGUGGUCUUGCCCCGAACUUGUCUUCUGAGCAACUGGAUGUUUCUGAUGAUAUGCCCCAGGAAACAGUGGACAAAACACAAGAAUUAGAGCUAAGUAUUCCUGUAUAUCCUGUCGAUGGUUGUGCUAAAACCUUGGGCGAGACUGGAAUCUUCCAUGUGCUGACUGUACCUAAGGAUAUACCUAUAAGAGAACAUGGUGAGAAGUUCAUUGAAGACUUUAAGGAUCAUAAACAAAUCAAAGUUCUGCAAACUGAUGACUUGGGUUCAGUUCCAACAAUUGGUCAGAAGGAAGAUGACACAGUUCCUGUUCCCGAGGAUUUUUCCAGUCCAAACCUAAAAGUACAGGAGGAAGUUGCAGAGGUUUCUUUAGAUGUAUAUAUUUCAGAGACCAGUUCAGCUCGGCAACUUGAGAUUCUUAAGCCUGUGGAUGAAAAUGCACCUCUUCAGAGCGAUGUGAUUUUAUCUGAAGAUAGCAUCAACACUCAUGAAAGUCAAGGGCUCAAUGAAGUAGAGACUGCCAAAGAAGCAGUAACAGCUGCAGUGGAAGAAAACAAUGUGACUGUGCAAAUGGAAAAGGUGGAACCGACGGACACAGUUAAUAGUUCAUCGCAAAUUGAAGUUCCUGUAGAUGAUGUGAAAUCAUCAUCCGACCUGAAUACAAUGGUUGCUCUGGCAUAUACUGAAGUUCGUGAAACGAGUGGCAUAACAGGUGAAAUCGACAGUACUAACAAUGUCAUCGCUAUAAUUGAGACACCACAUACUGUUGGAGAUGCUGAGAUAAAACGGAAUAUGGAUGAGAGCUUUAUAGAGAGUCAAAUAAUUCCUGAAUCAACUGGGAUGCAGAGUAUUGACCAAGAUGACGUGAUUAAUAGUGAAGGUGAUGUUUGUCAUGAUCAGAGGAACCAUGUGAAGGAAAACCUUGAUGUUGCCGGGAUGGAUGUUGCUGAAGGACAUGUUUUGGGAAAUAACAUAAAGAAAGAAAAUGCAGCUGAAUCCACUUCCACAGAUAGCCUUCACAGAUGUGAGGAUACAGCAGAGAAUAUCAUUCAUUGCCCAGAAACUAAGUCAGAAAUUGCAAACAAAGCAUCGAAUACUCGAGAAGGAGCGAAGGAAGGCGAAAAAACUGGCGAGGUUGAAUUACAAGGAGCACUUGAUACGGAAGUCAGCUCAUCAGUGCAUGAAUUAUCUCAUGACAGGGAUAAUGGAAUCAAGGAAUUGACAUCUGAAAAGCAUUACAGUAAAGAUAAUCUGCUUUCUACUGCGAGUGAUAUCAAUAUUCCUGGACUUAGUUCUCCUUUGCAAGAUGAAAGCGACAAGAAAUUUGUUGAACAGCAGCUUGCUGGAUUUGUUCAUGAUGCGUCGGUAGAUUCAAGUAGUCGAGCGGAUAGCUUAGAAUGCAACUGGGGAUCUAUGUCAGUGCUUUCCACUCAGUCAGAUCCACCGGUUGCCGUGGAGCCUGAUGUUUUUCCACCAAAAGUGCCCCAAUCAAUGACAGAUGCUGCAAAAUCAAACCUGGAGCUGGAAAAAAUUGAAUCAGGUGGAAAAGGUUCGGAGAAAACCGAUGUCUUCGAGCCACCAUCCUUCAUGACACUGGUCGAACCCACCAAUAAUCAGAAUCCUGCAAUUUCCAUGCAAAACAACGACCCAUCAAAAUCUGCCUCCGAGCAAGCUGGUUGGUUCCCGUCCCUCCCACAUACAGUGAAUGACUCUCAAGGAAGGAAGAAGAACGAAGAGAUCAUAGCCAAAGUCACCAACUGGGGUGCUGGGAAACAUCAUUCCCCUCUGAAGAGCCUCUUGGUGGAAGCUAACCGCGAGAGCAAGCUGAAGUCAUCGAGCCCGAAAGAAAGUUCAGCUCCCAUAGGUGCAAAAGACGAUGAUGCUGCAAAGGAUAAUAACAAGAAUAUCGCGUCGGCGACGACAGUUAGCUCGAUUUUAGGUUCUUCUGAAGCUGCCGUGAAAGAAACGGACCAAGAAUGGAACUCUCCUGCAAGAUAUCCGACUGACAUCAAGAGAGAAAAGAAGGUCAAGGGAAGGCCGUAUUGGGCCCAGUUUGUUUGCUGCUCUUCCGUGAAUUAGACAUCUCAACAGGUCAGCUCAUUGGGUAAGGAUCUUCGUGAGAGGGUUACUUCUUGUGUUAUCGUCUUAGGCUGGUGUAGUGCUAUAGUAAACUCCAUUGGAUUUGCACGCUAGUGUUGAAUAUAAGCUUGUUUCUGGGUCGCUGUAUAUUGCAUUCUGGUCAAACUUGAAGGAUAAAUGUGUUCUCUUAAUAGAUGAUGUCGAUGGAUGGACACGUCACGAGUUGGUGUGUAUAUGGUAACUGAGAACUAGAGGAGCACGAUAGGUUGGUGGCACUUAAUGUGCUGCGGCAAUAUACUCUUCCUCGCGCGUGUGCAUUAAGAAGUUUGAGGUCGUGUAGUUUCUUUUCUUUGCAUAGCAUGAUACCAGAUUAUUGAUAUGCUUGAUCUCGAUUGUGUGAAAACUCUAGGUGCU
This is a messenger RNA of Rhodamnia argentea, 3604 nucleotides long. RefSeq lists its product as uncharacterized. NCBI's taxonomy places the organism in Eukaryota, Viridiplantae, Streptophyta, Magnoliopsida, Myrtales, Myrtaceae. Bases 197 to 3190 code for a protein of 997 amino acids. The transcript has 5 exons. The record is from RefSeq and is a predicted model, not a curated record.